AUGGAUAUGGAGGAUAUGGGUGUGAAGCAACCCGAGGCCUUUCAUCAGAGCGGCGGGCAGACUUCCACAGCAGGAGAAGAAGAAAACACAGUGAAGAAACUGGGCAGCAGCACAGGAAGAUUUGCCAACGCCACAUUAGUGCGUCUAUCUGAGUUUUUGAGUGCGGGGUAUAAGAAGGGAGUGAGACCGGUGAAAGACUGGAGGACGUCCACUAUAGUGGCCAUCGACCUCAUGGUCUACUCCAUCCUCAAUGUGGAUGAGAAGAACCAGGUUUUGACGACGUAUGUGUGGUACAGACAGUCGUGGACAGAUGAAUUCCUGGUGUGGAACCCAGAGGAUUUUGAUGAAGUCAAACAGGUUUCUCUACCAACUGCUAACGUGUGGGUGCCUGACAUCCUCAUCAACGAGUUUGUAGACGUGGGGAAGUCUCCAGACAUCCCUUAUGUCUAUGUGACACAUGAUGGACUGGUGCGCAACUACAAGCCCAUCCAGGUGGUCACAGCCUGCACGCUCAACAUCUACAACUUCCCUUUUGACGUCCAGAAAUGCAGCCUCACCUUCCAGAGCUGGCUACAUACCAUUGAUGACAUCAACAUCACCCUGAUGCGAAGCCCUGAGGAGCUCAGGGAGGACAAGAGUGUAUUCAUGAACCAAGGAGAGUGGGAGCUGCUCCACAUACUGUCCAACUACAAGAUCUUCAGUGUGGACAACGAUGACUAUUACGCUGAGAUGAAGUUCCAUGUGGUGAUUCGGCGGCGGCCGUUGUUCUACACUGUGAACCUGCUGCUGCCCAGUAUCUUCCUGAUGGUGAUGGACAUUGUGGGUUUCUACCUGCCACCAGACAGUGGAGAGAGAGUUUCCUUCAAGAUCACUUUGCUGUUGGGCUACUCCGUCUUCCUCAUCAUUGUAUCUGACACUCUGCCUGCCACCGCCAUAGGAACCCCACUGAUAGGUGUGUACUUCGUGGUUUGCAUGGCCCUCCUGGUGAUCAGCCUGACGGAAACCGUGCUGAUUGUGCGUCUGGUCCACAAGCAAGACCUGCAGCCUCCUGUUCCCCACUGGGUGAAGUACCUGGUGCUGGAAAGAGCUCCGGUCCUCUUCUGCAUCCACAAGAAGCACCGCCUCUGCUCCACGCUGUCCUCCCAGGGCGCCGACCUGGAGCACUACAAGGACAACAACUAUGGGACUGCCCAAUGCACCCUCCACCACACCUGUGAGAUAGGCCGAAGGCUCAGCCAUCACGACAGAGACGGCGGACUGCUUGGACUGGGCCUGCCCCCCUCCAGGGACCCCACCCCGCCCGUCAUGGACAACAUCCUGCAGGAAGUGACGGCGAUACGCCACUUCCUGGAGAAGAGGGACAGGUGCCGGGAAGUCGCCAAAGAGUGGCUGCAGGUGGGCUACGUGCUGGACGUGCUGCUCUUCAGGGUGUACUUGGUGGCCGUGGUGGCCUACAGCAUCACGCUGGGCACGCUGUGGUCCGUGUGGCAGGUCGCCUGAGUCUCAGCCCUGUACUGCAGCUGUGGACACAAGCUCAGUGGGGAGAGCUUUGAAUUCAAAAGGCCAGAGUUAUUGGCUGUAUGCCCUUUGUAGCUCAGUGGGUACAGGGAAGCACUUGCAUAGUAAUGGAACAGGGAAAGGCUUCCUGUUGUUGGGGCCUAUGUACAAGUGACCAACUGGGUUUGCCACUAUAUCCCUACAAAUAUUAGUAUUAUCGUCAUAAUUUUAGGUACGAUCAGAGAGUUUUAAAGUCCUAUGAUGUCAGUGCAAUUUGAGGUUUUCAGGGCUAGCUCAAGGCUUUUUGAGACGCCUGAGCAGAAAUGUAAAUUAAAUUGUUAUUCAUCAUUAUGAAGCAGGGCUGCAACUAAUUAUUAUUUUCAUUGUCAAUUAAUCUGUCGAUUAUUUUCUUGAUUAA
Messenger RNA from Sebastes umbrosus (honeycomb rockfish), 1915 nucleotides. RefSeq names its product 5-hydroxytryptamine (serotonin) receptor 3A (gene htr3a). Gene Ontology annotation, molecular function: extracellular ligand-gated monoatomic ion channel activity; transmembrane signaling receptor activity; neurotransmitter receptor activity. The record is from RefSeq and is a predicted model, not a curated record. NCBI's taxonomy places the organism in Eukaryota, Metazoa, Chordata, Actinopteri, Perciformes, Sebastidae. Gene Ontology annotation, biological process: nervous system process; regulation of membrane potential; monoatomic ion transmembrane transport. The transcript is spliced from 9 exons. Gene Ontology annotation, cellular component: neuron projection; postsynaptic membrane; synapse. The coding region runs from base 1 to 1500 and encodes 499 amino acids.